AUGGAUCCCAAAGUUUGGCGUGUGGAGCUAAAUGACGGCCACUUCAUUCCUGUACUGGGAUUUGGCACUUAUGCACCUAAUGAGGUUCCUAAAAGCAAAGCUGUGGAGGCCACCAAAUUAGCUAUAGAUGCUGGGUUCCGCCAUAUUGAUUGUGCUCAUUUCUAUAACAAUGAAAAGGAGGUUGGAUUGGCUAUCCGAAGCAAAAUUGAAGAUGGCACAGUGAAGAGAGAAGACAUAUUCUGCACUUCAAAGCUUUGGUCCACUUCUCUUCAACCGCAGUUGGUCCGGCCUGCCUUGGAAAGGUCUCUGAAAAAUCUCCAAUUGGACUAUGUCGACCUCUAUAUUAUUCAUUUUCCUGUGGCUGUGAAGCCAGGGGAGGAACAUCUUCCACAAGAUGAAAAAGGAAAAAUAAUAUUUGACACAGUGGAUCUCUGUGCCACGUGGGAGGCCAUGGAGAAGUGUAAAGAUGCAGGAUUGACCAAGUCCAUCGGAGUGUCCAACUUUAACCGCAGGCAGCUGGAGAUGAUCCUGAACAAGCCAGGGCUCAAGCACAAGCCUAUGUGCAACCAGGUGGAAUGUCAUCCUUAUCUCAACCAGAGCAAACUGUUGGAUUUCUGCAAGUCAAAAGAUAUUGUCCUAGUUGCCUACAGUGCUUUGGGAACCCAACGUGAGCAUUGGAUAGACCAGAGCUCCCCAGUUCUCUUGGAUGAUCCAGUUCUUUGUGCCAUGGCAAAAAAGUAUGAGAAAACUCCAGCACUGAUUGCCCUUCGGUACCAGCUACAACGCGGGGUGGUGGUCCUGGCCAAGAGUUACAGUGAGAAGCGGAUCAAAGAGAAUGUGCAGGUUUUUGACUUUGAAUGA
Messenger RNA from Equus quagga, 861 nucleotides. RefSeq names its product aldo-keto reductase family 1 member C23-like. The coding region runs from base 1 to 861 and encodes 286 amino acids. The record is from RefSeq and is a predicted model, not a curated record. Lineage: Eukaryota; Metazoa; Chordata; Mammalia; Perissodactyla; Equidae. Gene Ontology annotation, molecular function: aldose reductase (NADPH) activity; steroid dehydrogenase activity; ketosteroid monooxygenase activity. Gene Ontology annotation, cellular component: cytosol. The transcript has 8 exons. Gene Ontology annotation, biological process: steroid metabolic process.